AAAAUUGUCAGUGCGGAAGCAAUGAUAAUCUAGUGUAAGGAGGAGCAAGCAAUAGCUAAAAAUUUCGUUUCCUCCCAUGUUUUCUCAGAUGGUCUUUGUUCCUGUGUUCGUAGUGAGAACUGAGUAGAAAUCGCCGACUUCUGAUUUUCCCAUCGAAGUUUUUAUUGUGCCAGGUUAGUAGACAGUCAUGGACUCCUUGGACCCUGCAGAGCGUAGGUAUUUGGAGGAUGAGGAUACUCCUCUAGUGAAGACACUUAAGGGUGCAACAAAUGGAUUUGUUACUGGAACUAUCUUUGGAACCAUAGUUGCUACUUGGUAUGAUGUGCCUCGUGUUGAGAGAAAUGUUGCUCUUCCUGGGCUGAUAAGGACCCUGAGGAUGAUGGGAAACUACGGGGUAACAUUUGCUGCAAUUGGGGGAGUGUACAUUGGCGUUGAGCAGCUUGUACAGAAUUAUCGGAUGAAAAGAGACUUUAUCAAUGGAGCUGUUGGUGGUUUUGUUGCUGGGUCUACUGUUCUAGGUUACAGAGGAAAGAGCAUUUCAACUGCAAUUUCUGCUGGAGCAGCCCUGGCGGUCACUUCUGCGCUCAUUGAUGCUGGCGGCCAGACCACGAGAAUUGAUAAUGGCAAGGAGUACUAUCCUUACACCACCAAGAAAAGAUCUACUGCUGAUUCAUAAACUCAACUGAUGAAAAGGUGGAACGCUUGUUUCUUGAAUUGGCUGUAUUUCUGGAGAUGUUAUCUUACUCUUAGUUCUCUUUCGCUGACGUCCAGGUUUAUGUUUUGGACCUUGGAUGGACGUCUUGAAUAAAUUUUCAAUUUCGUGCUGUUGAAAUAUAUUGUUUUGUACGAGAGUUUUUCAAAAUUUAGACCGGUUUUGAUUCCGGUUCUUGUGAGUUAGUAAACAUGUCCUCUUUCUGAAUUCAAA
Molecule: messenger RNA, 925 nt
Organism: Pyrus x bretschneideri (Chinese white pear)
Lineage: Eukaryota; Viridiplantae; Streptophyta; Magnoliopsida; Rosales; Rosaceae
Product: outer envelope pore protein 16-3, chloroplastic/mitochondrial
Exons: 3
Coding region: 188-676 (162 amino acids)
Biological process (GO): protein insertion into mitochondrial inner membrane
Cellular component (GO): TIM22 mitochondrial import inner membrane insertion complex
Molecular function (GO): transmembrane protein transporter activity
Source: RefSeq, a predicted model, not a curated record